Molecule: messenger RNA, 2205 nt
Organism: Danaus chrysippus (African queen)
Lineage: Eukaryota; Metazoa; Arthropoda; Insecta; Lepidoptera; Nymphalidae
Source: the annotation of a GenBank genome assembly
AUGGAUCGAAACGGCGUCGACUCUUCAUACGCUACCAUGUGUAGUGAUGUGACGCUAUGUGCGAACAAUAAGGGUUUUUUUAAGAACUUCGUAGAAGAAAUGGUUUCAUUGGCAGAAAUUGAUGGAUGGUUGGAUGACUUCGAACUUAUUGAGGACAAGGAAAAAGUCCUAGCAGUAAGGAAUAAUGAAAAAAUUAUGGAACCUAUCAAUGAGUUACUAUCUAGAAUACAACCCUUAUUCCGAGGUAAGGACGCCAGAGUAUCGCAUGAAAAGAAAACUGCAGCCCUCAUAGCCUUAAAGAAUGGAGAUCUAGUUAAAAGCCUUUCUCUAGCCAACCAAGCCGUGCUUAGAGCUCCAAUGACUGGUACUGAUGAAGUUAUAGACAAUGGUAUAACACUCGCUCUAAGCCUCUGGGUUCGUUCGGAAGUGUUGUUAAGUCUAAACCGGCCGAAACCAGCUUUAGAAGACCUUAAGCUAGCUUUGAAAGAACGGCUUCCUGCUCGUAUGAGGGCUGAUUAUUAUUGGAGAAUGGGCCACUGUUACAAAGGUACUGGUGAAACAACCCGAGCUAAGGUUUCAUAUGAAUUAGCUAGCCGGUUAUUGGGAGAUAAAAAAGAAGCAAAAAUUCAACUGACUAAUGAUAUCGAAUCAUUAAAUCACUCUACACAAUCCGAACGUCCUUCCAAAAUAAAAGAACCUCAAGUCACUUGCGGUGCAGCGUUAAACUUACCAGCUAUUUCAAAAUUAGUAAAAAUUACUGAAGAUAACGAUAAGGGCCGUUACGCAGUUGCUAAUGCUCCUGUAAAAACCGGUGACAUAAUUUUAGCUGAAAGUCCCUACGCUGCUUGUUUACUCGCUGAUUGCCAUGGCUCUCACUGCCUUCAUUGCUUUGUAAGAUUAGAAGAUUUUGAAGACUCGGCUCCAAUAUGGUGUCCCAACUGCUCAGGAGUAGCAUUUUGUUCGAUACAAUGUCGAGAUGCUGCAAUUUCUACAUAUCAUUUAUUCGAGUGCCCGUUUUUUAACCUCUUUAUUGGUUCCGGAAUGUCGAUACUUAGUCACAUUGCUCUCCGUAUGGUAACCCAAGCCGGACUGGACACAAGUCUUUCAAUACAUUCAAAGUGUUUAAACAAUGAAAUUAAGACUAUACAGAGUCCGGUAUUAAACGAUGUUGAAGGUGAAAAAAAAAAGUUUAAGAUAAAAAGUAGAAAAGAAAGAUUAAACAGAACAAGAAAUGGUAUGAACAUUAUCGAAAAUAAAACUUCUGAUAUACAAGAAAUUGAACCACAAAUUAAGAAUGAGACGAGUUACAAUGAAAAGAUAGAAAUGGCAGCUGAGCAAAUUUAUUCACUGGUGGCUCAUUCACGACAAAGGAAGGGAGCAGAUUACCUAAAGCGUAUAAUUAUGGGCAUGUUUCUAACUGAAUGUUUGAAGAAAACCGAUUUUUUUAAAAAUUGUGAGAAAGAAAAUAUAACAAAAGCUGAAAUAUCAAUUUGCGAAUUGAUAGUUCGUAACUUGCAAUUAUUACAAUUUAAUGCCCACGAGAUCUAUGAAACCGUGCGCGGAGAACACCAAUUUAGAGGAUCUAAACCAGUUUACAUAGGCGUUGGAAUUUAUCCUACAGGAGCCUUAUUUAAUCACGAAUGUUAUCCCGCAGUGGCACGAUAUUUUAAUGGUAAAAAAAUGCUAUACCGCGCGAUACGACCUCUUGAAUCAGGAGAGGUUGCCGCUGAGAACUAUGGACCGCAUUUCUUGAUGCGCACGCUUAAGGAACGCCAAAGGAUGCUGACGUGUCGAUACUGGUUCAGAUGUCAAUGUAUAGCCUGUGUUGAGGAUUGGCCAACUCUCAAAGAAACUGAAUCUAAAUCACCAAUAUACUUGAGGUGUCUCAAUAAGAAGUGCAACGGAAAAAUUAAAGUUAUCAAAAAUCCAACAAACUUGAAGUGUAUGAAAUGUUCUACAGCCUUUAAUAAGACUUCUUUAAAAGAAUGUUUAAACGAGGUUGACACAGUUCUCUCACAGUACGAGGAAGGUGCCAAGCUAAUGGAACAGCAGCGGCCCCAAGAUGCUAUCGAAAUAUUCUCAAAAGCCAUUGAUUGCUUUUACGACUUUGCAAUGCCUCCCCAUCGAGAAACACAUAUAGCACAAGAAUCGCUAAGGUCGUGUUAUGCUACAUUUGGAAACACCCAUAUUUUAAAAGAAAAAUGA